Prorocentrum cordatum is the source of this 609-nucleotide messenger RNA. Lineage: Eukaryota; Dinophyceae; Prorocentrales; Prorocentraceae. The record is from the annotation of a GenBank genome assembly.
AUGGACUGGAUGGCCUUCUCGCUGGACGCCAUGAACUUCUUCGCGGUCCUGCCGGGGUUUGUCCUGGACAGGUUCGGCGCCACCGUCGUCUUCGCCGGGUCUGCGUGCAACAACUUGGUCGGGUUCACCCUGCUCACCCUCGGCUCGCGAGGGAUCCUGCCAGUGGAGGCGGCGAUAGUGAGCAUGCCGUUCUUGGGGCAAGCCUCCAUUUGGGCGGUGAUGGCCACGCUGUCUGUCUUGGGCCAGCUGAUCGUCCCUGAAGACAAGGGCAAGGCCAUUGGGUGCUGCAUGACGUGGUUCAGCUUGGCGCCGGUCGUCGUCAAAACCCUCGUGUAUGCGGCAACGGGGACACUGAGCCACCCCGAGGUGAAUGUCUGGUUCUAUCCGAUCUGCGGCCUAAUCUUGCUCUCUGGCGGCUUGCUCGGCGUCUUCACGCUCCUCGCGGUCCCUCUCAGCAGGGCGGCCGGCACAGCCACGCUCGACACCAGCGACUCCGAUAUCAAGGCGGAGGUCGACGCUCGGUUCGACAUCGCCCGUCCUGCUCUGGAAGCCUGCUUCCACGCCUGUUUCGGCGCCCAGUAUUACAUCGGCUUCAACAUCUUCACCUGA